GUCUGCAUCCGCAAGCCUGGGUGUCCCUGGGUCUGGCUGGCUGGCCCUCUGCGGGUGGCACCUCGCUUCCCAAGGCCUCCCUCCUCCACUCCACCCUGCCGAAGGAUAGCUCGCCCCACAGCCCAGGAGUGCGGCAUGCUUCCUCCAGGGUCCAGGAACGUCUUGCUGCUGGCGGCCUCCCUUCUCUUUGCUGGGCUGUCAGCUCUUCCUCAAAGCUUCUCGCCAUCGCUGAGAAGCUGGUCGGGUGCCUCCUGCAGGCUGACCCGGGCAGAGUCGGACCGCCGCUGCAGGGCCCCUGGGCAGCCCCCCGGGAGCGUGCUGUGCCAUGGCCGGGGCCGAUGUGACUGUGGAGUUUGCAUCUGUCAUGUCUCCGAACCAGGCAUGUACUUUGGGCCGUUCUGUGAGUGCCACGAGUGGGUGUGCGAGACCUAUGACGGGAAGACCUGUGCAGGUCAUGGCAAGUGCGACUGUGGUAGGUGUAAAUGUGAUGCAGGAUGGUCAGGGGAAGCUUGCCAGUACCCAACCACGUGUGACUUGACCAAGAAACAAAGUAACCAAAUGUGCAAGAAUUCCCAAGACACCAUCUGCUCUAAUGCAGGUACAUGUCACUGUGGCAGAUGUAAGUGUGAUAAUCUUGAUGGAAAUAGACUGGUUUAUGGAAAAUUUUGUGAAUGUGAUGACAGAGAAUGCAUAGAUGAUGAAACAGAUGACAUAUGUGGAGGCCAUGGAAAGUGUUACUGUGGAAACUGUUACUGUGAGGCUGGUUGGCAUGGAGAUAAAUGCGAAUUCCAGUGCGACAUCACCCCCUGGGAGAGCAAGCGAAGAUGCACAUCUCCAGAUGGCAAAAUCUGCAGUAACCGAGGGACUUGUGUGUGUGGUGAAUGCUCUUGCCAUGACGUUGACCCCACUGGGGACUGGGGUGAUAUUCAUGGAGACACCUGUGAGUGUGAUGAAAGGGACUGUCGAGCAGUGUAUGACAGAUAUUCUGAUGACUUCUGUUCAGGCCAUGGACAAUGUAAUUGUGGAAGAUGUGACUGCAAAGUCGGUUGGUAUGGGAGGAAGUGUGAACACCCACGAUCCUGCCCGCUGCCAAUGGAGGAGAGCAUCAAGAAGUGUCGGGGGAGCUCAACUCUGCCCUGCUCCGGAAGGGGUAAAUGUGAAUGCGGUAAAUGCACGUGCUACCCUCCAGGCGAUCGCAGGGUGUAUGGCAAGACGUGUGAGUGUGAUGAUCGCCGCUGUGAAGACCUCGAUGGUGUGGUCUGUGGAGGCCAUGGCGUAUGCUCCUGCGGUCACUGCAUUUGUGAGCAAGGAUGGUUUGGCACACUCUGCCAGCAUCCACAGAAGUGUAACCUGACAGAAGAACAAAGCCAGAGUUUGUGUGAAUCAGCAGAUGGCAUACUGUGCUCCGGAAAGGGUUCCUGUCACUGUGGCAAAUGCAUUUGUUCCACCCAGGAAUGGUAUGUUUCGGGGGAAUUGUGCGACUGUGAUGACCGGGACUGCGACAAACAUGAUGGCCUCAUUUGCACAGGGAAUGGAAUUUGUAGCUGUGGAAACUGUGAAUGCUGGGACCGAUGGAAUGGAAAUGCUUGCGAAAUUUGGCUUGGCCCAGACUACCCAUAGCAUUCUUCACUUUUUAAAAGCUAUUGAAACAUAUAAAUGAAAACCAUGUAUAUUUACCACUAGGACAGAGCAAACUGACUAUUGUAUGUUUUUCUAUUUCUAAAUGCCUGAAAGAAUUCCGUUGGAAAUAAGUUAAGCAAAUGUGGAUGCAGAUGCACUAGAGAGAACCCUCUCACUCACCCCAAAUCGUUACAUCAAUGCUGCUCCACAGGGACCAGGCUGCCCCAAAAAAGACAUUUGGGAAUGCGUGCAGAUCAUUUUGAUUGUUAUACUAGGGAAGGCAGUGCUACUAGCAUUUAGUCUGGAGAGACGGUGGAUGCUGAUCAGCAUCCUAUCGGGACCAGAGGAGCGCCGUAACGAAGAAUGAUCUGACUCCCAAUGUCCAAAUGGUGAAGUUGAGAACUCCUGAAUUACAGUUGUUAGACGUGCACAUCUCUGUGCAACAAAGACCAUAUUUAACACGAAGGAAAAGAUAGAUCCCUCACAAGGUUUCCCCAAGUUUCUGUGUCACAGUUUCUCUAGGAAAGCGAUGAAAACGAAGGCAUACGGGGUGUCAUGUCAGGGGGCAAGACACAGCCCAGAGCUCAGAUCCCUCAGAAAUGAGAAAAACUGUUCAUGUUUUCCCACUAAUUCGUUUGUCUGCUCACGUUUCAACCUCACAGAGGAAUGGUCUUUAGGGUGAAAAAAGAAACUAUGAAAAAUGUACGAUUUAACAUUUUAAAUAAAGAAUUCCACAAAUUA
Messenger RNA from Echinops telfairi (small Madagascar hedgehog), 2361 nucleotides. RefSeq names its product integrin subunit beta like 1 (gene ITGBL1). The coding region runs from base 136 to 1620 and encodes 494 amino acids. The transcript has 11 exons. Gene Ontology annotation, molecular function: integrin binding. Lineage: Eukaryota; Metazoa; Chordata; Mammalia; Afrosoricida; Tenrecidae. Gene Ontology annotation, cellular component: cell surface; integrin complex; focal adhesion. The record is from RefSeq and is a predicted model, not a curated record. Gene Ontology annotation, biological process: cell-matrix adhesion; cell adhesion mediated by integrin; cell migration.